Seriola dumerili (greater amberjack) is the source of this 996-nucleotide messenger RNA. Its product is annotated as acyl-coenzyme A thioesterase 5-like. The coding region runs from base 1 to 996 and encodes 331 amino acids. Gene Ontology annotation, biological process: fatty acid metabolic process; acyl-CoA metabolic process. Gene Ontology annotation, molecular function: fatty acyl-CoA hydrolase activity. NCBI's taxonomy places the organism in Eukaryota, Metazoa, Chordata, Actinopteri, Carangiformes, Carangidae. The transcript is spliced from 4 exons. The record is from RefSeq and is a predicted model, not a curated record.
AUGGACCACACCCUUGAGAGCAGAGGAGGAAGCGGAAGGCAGGGAUGCGGGAGGGCCUUCGAGCCAGGAACUCAUGAAGGGGAGGGGGAGGGAAGGAUGCUGGCAGAGGCGACUAAUGAGAGGUUUCUGAUUGGAGAUGGGGUCAAAGAGGGGAAUAUUUGUGGAGUCCUGUUUACUCCCCCCGGAAGAGGUCCGUUCCCUGCCGUGCUGGAUCUGUACAUGUUUGGUGGAGGUUUAUCUGAGAAAAGGGCCUCUCUGCUGGCAAGUCGAGGAUUUGUGGUUCUGACUGUAGCUCUGUACGGCCAUGACGACAUGCCCAGGAACAUCAGAGAGGUUCAUCUGGAUUAUUUUGAGGAAGCAAGAGAGUAUUUAAGAAAACAAGACAAGGUGGGCAGUAAAGGAGUUGGUGUGCUAUCCCUUUCAAAAAGUGAAGAUAUUGCACUUUCAAUCGCCUCUUACCUGCCAGAUGUUGAGGCCACAGUGUGGAUCAAUGGCUGCUGUGCCAAUACAGCUUUACCCCUCUACUAUAAGAAAAGCCAAAUCCUCCCUGCAUUAAUGUUUGACUUGAGCAAGAUGAUUCCCACUGAGUCAGGAGCCAACAUGGUCAAGAAUGUUUUGCACAAUCCCCUGGCAGAGGAGAAAAAGGCCACCCUGGUCCCCAUUGAACAAGCCAAGGGAUGUUUCCUCUUUGCAGCCGCAGAGGAUGACCUCAACUGGGACACUAAGGCUUACAUGGAUGAGAUGGUGGAGAGACUGAAGCAUCAUGGGAAGGAGAACUUUGAAAGUGUGAGCUACCCUGGAGCAGGACAUUACCUAGAGCCACCUUAUGGACCCUACUGCCCCUCCAGCUUUCAUGGGGUUGCGGGUAAACCAGUCCUGUGGGGGGGUGAGGCCCGGUCCCACGCAGCAGCUGAAGUCCACCUGUGGAAGAACAUCCAGGAUUUCUUCAGAGCUCACCUGAGCAGUGAUGAUACACACACUAAAGCCAAGUCAUAG